GGUGAAACAAUAGGAAGAGAUUCAAAAACAUUUGAAUAAAGUAUUUUGCAUGAAGACCAAAGAAGUUAAUCACAUUUGAAUGAUCCUCCCAGGCGACGUGAUGACGACAGACGUAGAGAGGACACGUGACCUGUUCACCUGUCCUGUGCCGAACCUGUUUAUCUCUGCUGCUCCUCCGGCUCGUCGCUCAAGUAAAUAUUCAAAUCUGCGUGGUUUACACUGAAACUUUGACUUUGACUGGUUUCGCAGGGUAAACACAGAACUUCCGAACUGUUGUUUUAACAGGAUUUGAUUGAGUUUUAUUUUUUAUUUUUUUACUCACAGUGUGUGUCUGGACUUCGACCUGCCUUUGUGAGGCACCUGUCUCAAACGAGGAAGUCCUGCGUGUUUGAGCCCGUCGAUAAUGAAAUCGAUGCGACGUUUGUGAAGUGUUUUUAGGCCUGAAUGAAGUCGGUCGGCUGUUUCGACGGGCGGUGUUAUUCUCAAUGUUGAUCCUAUAACGUCUCACCGGAACAAAGCUGCCUCCACCCUCCCUGGCGCACAAGGUGAGCUAUUUGUUGACGAUGAACGUCUCUUUGCAAGACAUGGAUUCAUCAGCCGAGAAUAACUCUGUUGUUCACCUGGCUGCACCAAUUCUCCCAGAGGAGUCAGACGUAUCCAACAUGACCAUUAUUCGAACGGGGAACGGGUCCAUCAUAGAGAACCAGAUGUUUCUGAACACUCUGGCCGCUCAGGCGCUCUCCGGGAUAUUCGUCUGGUCCGCCUUGCUCAUGACAUGCCACCAGAUCUAUACACACCUUCGAUCCUACACUGUCCCCAAUGAGCAGCGCUACAUCAUCCGCAUCCUGUUUAUCGUGCCAGUUUAUGCCUUUGAUUCUUGGCUCAGCCUGCUCUUCAUCAGCAACGACCAGUACUAUGUCUACUUUGAUUCUGUUCGAGACUGCUACGAAGCAUUUGUCAUUUACAACUUCCUGAGCCUGUCCUUUGAGUAUCUGGGAGGAGAGAGUGCAAUCAUGUCCGAGAUUCGAGGGAAGCCCAUACAGUCAAGUUGUCUGUACGGUACGUGCUGUCUGGUUGGAAAUAGCUACUCCAUCGGCUUUUUAAGAUUCUGCAAACAGGCGACUCUCCAGUUCUGCGUUGUCAAACCCAUCAUGGCAGUCAUCACCAUCAUCCUGCAGGCCUUUGGCAAAUAUCACGAUGGAGACUUUAACAUAAAUGGAGGAUACCUAUACAUCACAAUCAUCUACAACUUCUCCGUCAGCCUCUCUCUCUACGCUCUCUUCCUCUUCUUCUUCGCAACAAGUGACCUUCUCCGGCCGUAUGAACCAGUGCUCAAGUUCCUCACAAUCAAAUCUGUCAUCUUCUUAUCCUUCUGGCAAGGAAUGGUCCUCGCCAUCCUGGAGCGCUGCGGCGUCAUACCCAACGCCCUCUUCAUCGACGGACAUGAGGUCGGCGCCGGCACUGUGGCAGCCGGCUGGCAGAACUUCAUCAUCUGCAUUGAAAUGUUCUUCGCUGCUGUCGCCCUCCGAUAUGCCUUCACCUGCAACGUGUACCAGGAGAAAAAGAAUGAAGUGCCAGGUGAAAGAGAGACCAUCCCUCCUAUGCAGAGCAUCUCCAGCGGUCUGAAGGAGACCAUAAACCCAGGAGACAUGGUACAGGACGCCAUCCACAACUUCUCCCCGGCCUAUCAGCAGUACACCAUGCAGUCCACGCAGGAAGUAGUCCAGCCCAGCGUGAACGGAAAAGCGAACACAGGCAACAAGAGCUCCCGCAAGUCUGAUAAAAUCAUGCUGAUUACCUCUGAUGAUGAGUUCUAGGCUUUUUUCCAGCAAGAUCCAGGUGUUUGUGUCCUCACCACCCUGAUCUCUGACCCCCUGUGGAAACAGCUGUAUGGCAUUUUUCACAGAGCUGGAUCAAAUCCAGGUGUUUUUAAUUUUCAUGUUUGCAGUAUUUAAGAUUGUGUGCUUGCUUGUGUCCUGUUUUUUUUUAAUGAAUAAUUUAAGCACCAAGAAGAGGAUGAAAUGAAAAUUGGUUAUUCAGAAUUGAUCGCUCAGUGACCAGAGAACUGAUCUGGCUCCAUUUGAACAGUAACAAUCACAGGAAAACAACAUGUCACCUGCCCUCUGCCAGAGAAGUCUGGAGCUAUGCAUUUUCUGUAAAUCAAGCUGCUGGCUGUUCAGCAGUGUCCCUGAUUCUGAUUCAGCUUCUGUCACUAUGUCAGUACUCGUCUCUGGCUGUCUGAAGUGCGUUCCCUCUGAUUCCUGUCAGUUUCAAAGAGGAGAUGAUUAAUAUGUGACUCCAGGUGGGAAGUGGGGACGCUCAGCGAUGGCUGGGAGUGACACUUCACGGACCGUCUCUCGCAUCUGCUCGUUUGAAGUAUUUGCUGAACAUUCCUGUGCAUGGUUUCCUGACAAAUGGAAAGCUUCGUUCAGAGACACACUCGUUUUGGAGCAGGCACUUCAAACUGCAGACGAUAGCACUUCGCAGUCCUUUGUAUCUACCGUAGCAUGGACAAUUUUGACAAAACUGUCUCCUACGAUGUGGGAGUUGUACCAUUCUCAUUACUUUUCCCAGCAUGCUAAAGAGUGUAAUUCAGUGCAACUAGCCAGCCGUUCAGCUGAUGCUGACAAUCAGGCUUUUUGCAGUUCUGCGUGAUCAUAAACGCUUUUUGCAGAACUUUUUUUUUUUUGUGUGUCCACAUCAUAUCUCUGUUAUAAUUCCAUGUUCCAGGGAUUAUAAGAUAUGUACAGCAUUUGAUUGAUUUAAUUGUGGUGUUCAAUAUGUUCUGUAUUUAUCUGUUUGGAUUAUGAAUUGGUAAGAUCUUCAUGUAUUUGAUGAAUGUAAUUCAGAUUCAAGUAGUCAGAUCAAACCAAAAAUCUGUGUGCGGGAGGGAAGAUAACUGCAGACAAAAUUGUGUGAUUUAAGCAACUUUGUGGUUUCUUUUCCCACUUUUGUUUUUAUUUGAAAUGUUAUCUGUGUUUAUGUCACAUUGGAGACGUAGCUGUCUAAAUAGAUUAGUUACUGGAGACACAUUUUGUAUAUCAAGUCAUAAGUUGUUUCCUUUUUGAUACACUCUUGUGCCAAUGAUCGCUGUCUUUCUGGUAAAGCAGAAACUAAUUUUCCAUUGUGUGCAAAGUCAUAUUUAAAAAAACUACUCUUCAUAGUUGACGAGUUUGUUUUAGUCAUGUGUGGCAGAAUAAAACAAUUGUUGUUUGGUCGCAAAACUUGCAUUUGUUGAACUGAGUGAAUCUGCGCUUGUCGAUGAGGGAAAAAGCUUUAUUUGAAAGUACAAAAACAGACACAGCAGACCUAUUCAUAGGAAUAAUUUACCAUACUUUAAAAAUCAGAGCAGAAACAAAAACAGAUUUUAUUUGUACAUGAGGGUAGUUCAUUGAGAAGACAUGUAAAAUAAAUGAAUGUAAAAUAAAAAAUAAUUUAGGUGUUUUUGUUUUUUAAUAAAAUUACACAAUUCAAUGAAAUAAAUAUAAAAUAUAUAUGAGCAGAGUAAUGACGAGUUGUGACGGGUACAUCAUCAGUUUUACGCUGCCAUGUUACUGUCCUCGUUUACAGUCGCU
Messenger RNA from Acanthopagrus latus (yellowfin seabream), 3575 nucleotides. RefSeq names its product transmembrane protein 184a (gene tmem184a). Lineage: Eukaryota; Metazoa; Chordata; Actinopteri; Spariformes; Sparidae. Bases 564 to 1817 code for a protein of 417 amino acids. The record is from RefSeq and is a predicted model, not a curated record. Gene Ontology annotation, cellular component: early endosome membrane. The transcript is spliced from 9 exons. Gene Ontology annotation, biological process: transport. Gene Ontology annotation, molecular function: transporter activity.